This is a messenger RNA of Oncorhynchus masou masou (cherry salmon), 3925 nucleotides long. RefSeq names its product ephexin-1-like. The record is from RefSeq and is a predicted model, not a curated record. Gene Ontology annotation, molecular function: guanyl-nucleotide exchange factor activity; protein binding. The transcript has 15 exons. Gene Ontology annotation, biological process: activation of GTPase activity. The coding region runs from base 396 to 2777 and encodes 793 amino acids. NCBI's taxonomy places the organism in Eukaryota, Metazoa, Chordata, Actinopteri, Salmoniformes, Salmonidae.
GGGGGCUGACUCUGAUUGGCUCCAUGGCUGUUUGAGUAACUAACAACACUCCUGCCCCCCAGGCAGGGGGUGGAGGAAGAGGGAGGAGUAGAGAGAGAGGGGAGAGGAGAGAGAGGAGGAGGGACUAGGGAGAGCUACUUUGGCCUCACUGUGCCGGGCAGUCGCUAACCUAUGUGAGACUGAGCCCUGAAGUGUGUGUUGUGUUGUUGUUGUUGUGUUGCCUCGCUGGGACUUGAGAUUGACAGAAAUGGAUUUUCUCCUGGAUUCUGGCUAACAUUUGAUGGAUUCUACACUCUCCUCUGCCCUGAAGCCAAACCCAACAGGAACUACCACACCAUCCCGGAUCUGAGAACAGGAGGGGGACACACACCACACGGAGCCUGGAGCCCAUUGCCAUGGCGAUGACAGCCCUGUUCAGGGGCAAGUGGGGACAGAAGUCGCAGGAGCCACCUGAGAAGCAGCCCGCAGCAUCGGUGCACUCCACCAACCACGAGGAAGAAGAGGAGGAUGACAGGGUCAUCGCCCCUAUCCGCAGGAACUCCCGCUUCUACCGUUCCAUGAGGAAGAAGAGGCUGGCCGCGUCAGAACAACUUGAAAGCCCUGCAGUCUCUCUGAGGCCUGGUCCAGAGCCCAGCCCAGGCAGCAGGUCAAGCAGCAGCUCCCUCUGUGUCCCUGAUCUCCAGAAACCUUCGCAAUCUCCCCGGGCACAGCGUACACCAACCUCUCCACACCAACUCCAUUCCGGAACUGCGUUGCCGAGCAACGGGGAGCUCAGGAGCCCACACACACUUACUAGCGCGGCCUCUUCCCCUCUUUGGACUAGGAGAGGAGGAGGAGGGGGAGGAGGAGGGAGGAAGGGUGCAGAUGCUCCUCCAGCUAGUGGUCAGUGUGGAGGGGGCUCCACUUCCUCCUCCUCUGUUUCUAGCUCUGGGUUGUACCGGACACACGACAUGCACACACACACUGAAGACAUGGAGAGCCUCUCAGAACGCACUGCAACCGCCUGCUCUGUACGGGAGCCCGGAGGGGGGACACAGUCACCGCAACCAGCGGAGGAGGAAGUCAAUGAAGAGGGCGUCAAACUCAGGUUGGUGAGCAACAGGGAAAGAGCGAGCUCAACACCAUUGAAAGUAGAACCUAUCUGCUACAGUCUCAACAUUGUCAAGAACGUUGCCUUCCUGUACCAGGAGUACCGGGACACAUCCAAGCAGCAGGAAAUCGAGCAGCGACGGCAGCAGGAUGGGUUGACGUCGGAGGUCAGCGCGGGGUUAGGGGUGACGUCCCCACCGGCUCUGCAGCUGCAGCUGAGGAACAACUCUCGCUCUCUGAGUCUGUGGCAGAACCUGGAGGUCGUGCAGCAGAGCGGCCUGCUCACCCGGCUAACGCAGAGAGAGGUCAUCAUACAAGAGGCCAUGUUUGAGCUGGUGACCUCAGAGGCAUCCUACUACAAGAGUCUGGAGGUGCUGGAGACCCACUUCCUGAAGAACCCUAGGCUGGUCAACACACUCAGCCAAUCAGACAUGCACUUCCUGUUCUCCAACAUUGAGGAGGUGAUGAAGGCCAGUGAAAGGUUCCUGAUGGACCUGGAGAACCGCAUCGAACAGUCCCUCCAGAUCUCAGACGUGUGUGACAUCGUCCACGAACACGCCGUCAAGCACUUCCACGUCUUUAUCACCUACGUCAUCAACCAGGUGUAUCAGGAGAAGAACUACCGGCGCAUUCUACAGGGAAACCAGUCAUUCCGUGAGGCCAUGGCUAAGCUGGAGAACCAGCCGCAUGUCCGAGGCCUCUCCUUCACCUCCUUCCUCAUCCUCCCCUUCCAGAGGAUCACACGACUCAAAAUGCUGGUCCAGAACAUUCUAAAGAGGGCAGAGGAGAAUUCAGAUAUGGAGGCCAAUGCCAUCAAGGCUCACCAUCAGCUGGAGCAGAUUGUGAAGGAGUGCAACGAGGGUGUGAGGAAGAUGAGUCGUACAGAGGAACUCAUCAGCAUUGAGAAAACACUGGAGUUCAAGUCCAAGUCGGUGCCGGUGAUCUCCCACUCCCGCUGGCUGCUGAAGAAGGGUGAGGUGCAGCAGAUGGCCGGGCCAAAGAGCACUAGGACCAUGCGGAGCAAGAAGCUCCACCACCCUGUCUACCUGUUCCUCUUCAACAACCUGCUGCUCAUCACCAAGCGCAGCUCCAGUGGUGAGAAGUUCCAGGUGCUGGACUCGUGCACGCGGGCCAUGCUGAGGACUGAGGACAUGGAAGACCAGGGUCAGAUGCUGGCUAAUGUGUUCAACCUGAAACUUCUGGAGAACCAGGAGGAGAGGCAUGUUAGCUACAUGCUCAAGACCUCCAGCAUGAGUGACAAGCUGCGCUGGAUAUGUGCUCUCACGCCAAACCGCCGCACGCGAUUCAUGUCCACCAGCGCCCACCAACCAGCCUCUCCUCAGGUCCAGUGUAUUCAGUCGUAUUCGUCUCAGGAGCCAGAUGAGCUGUCCAUUGAGAUGGCUGACGUGUUGAACAUCCUGGAGAGGACAGAUGACGGCUGGAUGAUGGGUGAGAGGCUCCAUGAUGGAGAGAAGGGCUGGUUCCCUUGUCGGGUAGUAGAGGAGAUCAAGAACCAGGAAGUGCGGGCCCAGAACCUCAGGGAGUGCCAGAGGAUCCACCUGGCCCAGGAAGGGGGCGCUUCCUCAGGGUCCAGGCUGGGCUCCAGGGGUGGCAGACGCACCCCCAAAACCCCCAAAGUCUCAAAUUUCUUCGGUACCUGGACUGACCAUUCAGAGGAGGAACAGUGAAGCACAUGAUAUUCCACACUGAAAGUGAUUGGUUGGAACCCCCUGGCAUCGAUUUUUACUGGACCACAUGGAUCAAAUGACAGAGAUCAUGUGAUUUGAGCAUGGGAUUGCAUUGGAAGAAAGUGACAUCAUGCAAUGACAUUAUCCUAUUAACUGUUUCCCUUUCUCAAGUGGUUUUGGUGUGCCAGGGUUUAGGGUCCCAGGCUCCAGGGUUUAGGGUCCCAGGCUCCAAUGUUUAGGGUCCCAGGCUCCAGGGUCCCAACCCCCAGGGUCCCAGGCCCCAGGGUUUAGGGUCCCAGGCUCCCCUGAUGGGUCCUACGAUCAGAGCACUUCUUCCAUAACUCCAACACACUGCAUGUCUUACAGUACUUCCAGUGGAAUGAUUCAGGACUACCAGUCUAACUAAAACAAGGCUCCGGUGGAACAGGAGCUAUUGCAUGUGAUGGGAGAAGAUGAUAACCACAGAAACAGUUCUCAAGGGGAUGGUAACAUGUGAAUAUAUCGUAACCUUGCCUCAACUGCAUGGGCCAAUUUUGUUCUUAAUUUUCUAAAAGCGCUUCUGUGCUACAGAUUUAAUUACCCCAGAACAACGGCUUGACGAUCCACCCUUUUGUAAAGAGCAACUCCUCUAUUGAAACCAUACAAGAAGCACGGUUUAAAAUUCACCCACUAGCACUGAAUGGAAAUUAACCGUGAAUGUUUCAUGAUUCUGUACAGUAAAUAGAACAAUCACAUGACAGAGUGCUCAGUAUUGGGCAGGAAGUAAUUGACUGGAGAAGACGAGCCCUACAGAAUCACAGGCCUUGCUUAAUCAAGGCCAAUACUGAUAUGCCACUUACACAUGCACACUGACAUUCACGCGCACACACACACACUUGGGGAAAUCUAGCACAACUUCUCCAAAUUGAAAAACCCUCCACAGACACCUGGUCCUGAAGCAUCUGCACAGAAUGUGCCAACACACCGACAGCACUGGAAUGGCAUGCGAGUGACAAAACAUGUGGGUGUAUGAUGAGUAUGUGUAUGUCUGCAUACUGUAUGCCUUGAAUGUUCAAUAUACAAUUAAAUAAUUACUGAAACAUUGUGUAAUUUAAUUAUGUAAGAAGUAAUUUAUUGUUAAUAAAAUCUAAAUCUGAUAUUCAAAUGGA